Messenger RNA from Solea senegalensis (Senegalese sole), 1586 nucleotides. It is a transcript of the gene rtn4ip1, whose product is annotated as reticulon 4 interacting protein 1. Gene Ontology annotation, cellular component: mitochondrion. Bases 229 to 1476 code for a protein of 415 amino acids. The transcript has 9 exons. Lineage: Eukaryota; Metazoa; Chordata; Actinopteri; Pleuronectiformes; Soleidae. The record is from RefSeq and is a predicted model, not a curated record. Gene Ontology annotation, molecular function: oxidoreductase activity.
CGCCGGUGGAGGAAGAGGCAUGUCACGGAAGAGGACGUUGUUUUGAAACGAUAUAGAUUUCUUUUAGCGUUUAUAUGAACGACCAACAAGACCAGUUUACACCAGAAGGAAAUGGUUUUAGUUCCAGAGUAGCGGUGGCUUCUAAUGAACGUUAACACAGCAAAGUAACUUGUGUACAGCUUGACCCGAGACAGGGAGUAAAUGUGUUGCUAAUUUACUGUCCCACAAAUGUCUGCGACAGCUUCUGUGCUUUUCCACAGUUCAAAUAUGACGUGUGUUAGGCGUUUAGAGUAUAAAAGGUGGUUGUUACGUCUCAGUACUUCAACAAAUGUAAAAACAUUACUUUGUAGGCAAAGCAGUCCGUUCAGUACUUCCAGCAGGUGCAGGACUAUCAUGCCAGCCUGGGUCAUUGAUAAAUAUGGAAGCAAUGAAGUUUUACGCUUCACUAAAAAUGCUAGAUUCCCCUUCUUGAGGUUCCCUAAUGAGGUCAUUGUCAAAGUGUUUGCAGCGGGACUAAACCCACUCGAUGUCAGCAUGAGAGGUGGCUAUGGUGCAGCGACACUGUCUGUGAAGAGAGACCCUCUGAACAGCAUGCAGUCGGGCAGCGAUUUCCCUCUCAUUCUGGGGAGGGACGUGUCCGGGGUCAUCAUUGAGUGCGGCAUGGAUGUGAAGUAUUUCAGAGAAAGGGAUGAGGUUUGGGCAGCUAUUCCACCGUGGAAGCAGGGCAGCUUAGCUGAGUUUGUGGUGCUUAGUGCCAAUGAGAUCUCCCACAAACCAAAGUCACUGAGCCACACUGAGGCAGCAGCCAUUCCAUAUGUGGCAACCACUGCCUGGUCAGCACUGGUCAACACUGCUGGGCUCAGUAAGGACAACUGUGGCAAGAAGCGGAUUUUGAUCCUUGGAGGUUCUGGGGGAGUGGGAACAUUUGCUAUCCAGAUGCUGAAAGCGUGGGGAGCGCAUGUGACCGUUACCUGCUCCCAGAAUGCCGAGGGGUUUGUGAGGGGGCUGGGUGCGGACCACGUGGUGGACUACACUGCUGGGCCUGUCGAGGAGCCGCUCAGUGCACUAGACAAAUUUGACGUGAUUCUAGAUAACGUUGGAGGGGACACGGAGCGCUGGGCACUGAAUCUGCUGAAGCCGUGGUGCGGCGCCAAGUAUGUCACCCUUGUGACGCCUUUCCUCCACAACACGGACAUGCUGGGUAUUGCUGAUGGCAUGAUGCAGACUGCUGCUACUGUGGCCACCAAGGCCCUCAAGCACCUUAUGAAAGGAGUUCACUACCGUUGGGGAUUCUUUGCACCAAGUGGUCCUGCACUGGAUGAAGUAACGGAGAUGGUGGAUGCAGGACAGAUCCGGCCCGUGGUGGACGAGACUUUCAGCUUUUCUCAGGUUCCUCAGGCCUUCCAGAAGCUGGAAAACGGUCACGCCCGAGGAAAGACUGUGGUCCAGGUCAUUAAAGAGGGUGAUGACCUAUAGCACUGACUCUUGGACACAAAUGAACAAUAAUAAUUUCUACACAAAUGACCAGCUCAUUAGGUCUCUGGCAAAUUUAGUUACAGCACAUAGGAAUAAACAAGGUAACUAGA